UAGAAUUACAUACAUGCCAUUGCUAUCACUCCACUGCGCAGUUACGUGACUUGUAUAAAGACCAUGAUGUCGUGUACUUCUGUGAAGCCAAACACUAACCUUCAUUCUGCUCUAAUACCGUUCGAAUUAUGGCCCGAGGAGCUCAUCGUCGCAAAGGCGGUAUUAACACCAACCGCAAGGGAAAAUUUGAUCCCAAGGACGAAAACCAGGUCAAGCAUACGAAAAUCGGCAAAGUCUGGGAGCUUUAUGAGGAACGACAGCCAGAGCUUGCCAAAAUUCCAUUUUCAGCUAGGUUGAACUUUGAACGGUAUCUCGGCCUUUAUGACAGUCUUCCAUUUGUAUGGCGCAUGCUGAAGGAUAUCGGGAGCAUUCGGGCUUGUUGGCUUUACUUGGGUUUGUACCUCGCGGUACAACUGGCGCUUUCGCUAAUUCCUGCUGUACAACUAUGGUAUUCGGGGCAACUGCUGACGAUCGUCGGAACCGCUAUAGAACAACGUACAGUAGACAGACAACUACUUUUUCGCGUCGCUUCAAGUCGUGUCGCUUGCUCCAUCGCAGAUCUUAUCCUGCAACACUUGAGCAAACGCAUUUCCCGCCCCCUCAAUGCCCGCAUCAAACAAUAUUAUACUGUACACAUGUUCAAUGUUAUGGCGCGCCUGGACGUACCAACCUACGACGAUCCUCUCGUACAAAGACAACUUGAACAGGCUUUUCCCUCCAAUUCCCGGCAAACUGUUAUUUGGAGAACUGUUGUCGGUGUAAUCAAUAUGGGUAGCACCGCUAUCAUGUUACUAUCCCAACUUUCCGUUUUAUCCACCGUUUUGAAAAAUCAACAAGAUGGUACCCUGAUCGCAUUAUUAAGUUUCUCGCAUUCGAUCCUAUCAUCAAAUUCUGACACUCAAUCCCUUUUCACCAGAGUGUGGGCUGCUACUACUCACAAUGCUGACUUUAUCAAACUGUCUGGUCUCCGGAAGGCUGUAGCCGAACCUGCUCAUCGAAAAGAAAUAGUAGCGGGAAAUAUGUGGGAGUAUAUGCAUUCCGAAUAUCGACGAUGCAUAAAUAUUCUCGGAGAUGAUGCGGCAGAAUUCUUCGACGUAUACGAAUUAUUCAAUCAAAAACGUUUUCCUAGUUUCGCCUCAAUAAUCCGCAGGCCAUUGCAAGAGCUACCACAAAUUGUAUUUACCCUCCGCGCAGUCCAAUAUCCCGCGACCAUUCCGCUUUCCUUGGCCUCGCUAAAUUUGAUUACUUCAACUGCAAAUUCAUUUUCGCACACAUUGCUGAGAUUGUUCGAGCAAACGGGCUCAAUUUCCGAUAAUUUCGCCACCAUCCAAAAGAUGUACGAGGCCAUCAACUUGUCGAAUCGUAUUCCGGAUGGUAUGGUUCCCUAUCCAGAAAAUCAACAUUCGUUGCAGAUGGGUAUGUCGAUUGAGUUUAGAAACGUAUCAUUCAAGUACCCGGAAAGCAAAUCAUACGCUCUCCACAACGUCUCAUUCAAGAUUGUUAAGGGUCAACUUUGCGUUAUUCUAGGUCAGAAUGGCUCUGGAAAAAGCACCGUCCUCAAACUCAUUGCACGGCUCUACGAUCCAUUGGAAGGCCAAAUUUUGGUUGACGACCAGGACAUCAAGACAUUCAAAUUAGCGGAUUUAAGACGAGCAAUGGCCAUCUUAUUCCAAGAUUAUACACACUUUCCAUUAUCUAUCAGGGAAAACAUCGCCCUCGGCGACCCGGGCCACUCUGAUGAUAUGGAUAGAAUAACACAAGCUGCAACUCUAGGCGGAGCAUCGGAAUUUAUCGAACGCCUGGAGGAAGGCUACGACACGUACCUCGAUAGACCCGUGAGGGACUAUUAUUCCGGUCUUCCGGAGGGUACGAUGGACCUUUUCGGAAGAGCGGUGAGUUUCGGGAAGAUUAGAGGUAUGGGUGGAAUGAAGAGUAAUGAAUCGACGACGUUGUCUGGAGGGCAAAUGCAGAGGAUUGCACUCUCACGGACAUUCAUGCGUUCUUCAGUCUCGGAGCCUAGUGUCGGGUUAUUGUUGUUCGACGAGCCUUCUGCUAGUUUGGAUCCUACUGCUGAACACGAUCUCUUUGAACGACUUCGGCUUCUCCGCGGACAAAAGACCAUGAUUUUUUCCUCACAUCGAUUCGGUAACCUCACACGAAACGCUGAUAUGAUCUUAUAUAUGCAUGAUUCCGUUAUCGUGGAAGAAGGGUCCCAUGAUGCUCUUUUGAAAGCAGGAGGGGAGUAUGCGAGAAUAUGGAAUUUACAGGCCCAGGCCUUUCUGUAGUACUAAUAUCAUGUUAUCAUUGAUAGCAGCUCUUC
Molecule: messenger RNA, 2320 nt
Organism: Lentinula edodes (shiitake mushroom)
Lineage: Eukaryota; Fungi; Basidiomycota; Agaricomycetes; Agaricales; Omphalotaceae
Product: P-loop containing nucleoside triphosphate hydrolase protein
Exons: 11
Coding region: 129-2285 (718 amino acids)
Biological process (GO): transmembrane transport
Molecular function (GO): ATPase-coupled lipid transmembrane transporter activity; ATP hydrolysis activity; ATP binding
Source: RefSeq, a predicted model, not a curated record